AUGUCUUCUAGCACCAAAGGGGCCGUCCUGAUUACCGGCUGCAGCGAUGAUGGUGCUGGCUCGGCCUUGGCCGCAGAGUUUGACGCUCAUGGCUACAGAGUGUUCGCAACGUCGCGCAGCUUGAAGACCAUGUCCAAGGUCGAGAACCUCCCCAACAUCAAGACCCUUGAGCUGGACAUCACCAAGACGGCGCAAAUUCGGGCCGCAGCGGAGACUGUUGCGUCAGAGACGGGUGGAGAGCUUGCUUACCUUGUCAAUUGUGCAGCCCGCAACUACUUCAUGCCGUUGCUGGAUCAAGAUAUCGAAGAUUGCAAGGCCGUCUUCGAGACUAACGUCUGGGGUCAGCUUGCGGUGACACAAGCUUUUGCGCCACUGCUUAUGAAGGCAAAGGGCACCGUGGUGUUCAUCACCUCGGUGUCUGGAUAUCUAAAUGUUCCCUAUCAAGGACUAUACGCCGCUUCAAAACGGUCUGAGCAGAUCAUGGCGGAGACAUUACGUCUCGAGCUUGCUCCGUUCCACGUCAAGGUCCUUUCCGUAGUAACCGGAGCGCUCAAGACCAUGGGACAGACGCACUUCGAAGACUGGAAAUUGCCAGCAGGCUCUCUGUACUCGCCCAUCGAGCCCACUAUCAAGGACAGGGCGCGCGGCCAAGAAGGAGCGCCUAGAAUGGAACCCUGCGAUUACGCCAAGGGAGUUGUUAACGACAUUAUUAGAGGCAGAACAGGGACGAUCUGGCACGGAGCCAGUGUCGGCGCCGUCAGGUUUGGCACCUCAUGGCUCCCGACAUGGAUGAUGGACAGUGGCGUUCAGAUGAAGACAGGGCUGGACGUGUUAGCACAGCAAAACAAGUAG
This is a messenger RNA of Pochonia chlamydosporia 170, 852 nucleotides long. Its product is annotated as nadph-dependent 1-acyldihydroxyacetone phosphate reductase protein. The record is from RefSeq and is a predicted model, not a curated record. Bases 1 to 852 code for a protein of 283 amino acids. Lineage: Eukaryota; Fungi; Ascomycota; Sordariomycetes; Hypocreales; Clavicipitaceae. Gene Ontology annotation, biological process: triglyceride catabolic process; phosphatidic acid biosynthetic process. Gene Ontology annotation, cellular component: lipid droplet; endoplasmic reticulum. The transcript is spliced from 3 exons. Gene Ontology annotation, molecular function: acylglycerone-phosphate reductase (NADP+) activity; triacylglycerol lipase activity.